UAUUAACCAUGAAUAAAAAAUAUAGCAAUUUAAAAUUCAACCAGUAACCGUAACAAAACGAGAAAAUCGUGGAAUAAAUAAAGCCGUUUUUAGUUGACAAUUAACAAACCACAUUGUUCAAUAAAAGUAUUAUCUCGAAUCCAGUUAUUUGAUAAGUAUAUCCGUAAAAACUAUUUAAUCGCUACAUAGAUUCGAAUUAGUGUAAUAUGGAAAGGUUUCGGUUUAAUAACAGUUGUUUGUCGAUUUUACUUUUUACUAUAAUAGGUGCUUUUUCACAAGCAGUCAUCUUUAAUGUAAAGUAAUAAAUAAAGUACGUCCAUUACCAUCUAUCGAAAUGACCGAGAUAUCGCAGGCAGAGUUUAUAAGGUAUUGCUGUUAUUUGGAGCAAUAUCCUGACGUUUUAGCAACUCAGUGGCAGGAGCUUCAAACAAAAAGCUUGGAAAUCUAUGAAGCUCAUCAAACAGCUUUUGCAGUCCUUCCCGAAAAUAAACGAAAAAAUAGAUAUACUGACAUAUUACCAUUUGAUCUAACAAGGGUUAAAUUAAAUAUUGAUGAAGAUGACGAAAUGUGCUCAGAUUAUAUUAACGCCUCACACAUUAAGGGAUUUUCAAAUAAUGAAUACAUUGCUACACAAGGGCCAUUAUCUCACACUGUAAGAGACUUUUGGAAAAUGGUUAUACAGGAAAAUGUUAGUAUAAUCGUGAUGGUGGCCCGUUUCUAUGAAAAUAAAAUGGAAAAAUGCUCUAAAUAUUUUCCAAAUAAUCACGAAAUUAUAUUAUUUGGGGAUGAUAUUGAAGUUCGAUGUACUACAGAACUAAAUUUAAAUACUUAUUGUGUAAGGACAUUGGAAGUUCGGAAGGGCCUUAAACAGCAGACAGUUAUCCAUAUGCAGUUUGUGGAAUGGCCAGAUUUUGGUGUUCCAAAAGGAACUGAUGAUUUGAUAUAUUUUUGUAAUCAGUUCCGAGAACGAUGGGAUGCUGAAGGGGGACGAGCACUGGUUCAUUGCAGCGCUGGCGUCGGAAGAACUGGAACUAUAAUAGCAACUGAUAUAUUAAUAAAUUCUAUAAAGGCUGGAAGAAAAAUUGAUGUUUUUAAUACAGUAUUAGAAUUAAGAAAACAAAGAAAGUCUAUGGUACAAAGACAGACUCAAUACCUUUAUAUUUAUCAAAUGAUAAGGUGUUUUCUAGAGGAAGGAGGUUCCUAUUCUCUAGAUACUCAGGAACAUAUCUAUGAAAAUAUUCAAUUGGCCCAAGAUUUUAGAAAUAAAGAGGAACAAUCUUUAUAGUUAAAAAAUACCAUAUCGCUAUGUAAAGAUAAUAAUGGAUAAGAUAAUAAUGUUAAGUUCAUUUUUAUUCCAAAGAAAAGAUACCUACUUUUCUUCUCUUUUCUACCUGCCAUAAAUUAUGAUCUGCAAACCAAAGGAUCCCAAAUGUAAUGGAAGUAGAUCAGACUUUUUAGUGAACCUUAGGUAUAAAAUAAAAACAUAUCUGGACAAAAAUAAAAUUAAAACUGCCGUCUUGCAUUUUCAUAAAGGUGCAAUUAUGUAUCUACUUGCCUUAUUGUAAAAUUAAUAAGUAAAAUAUACGCUGAA
Messenger RNA from Anthonomus grandis grandis, 1591 nucleotides. RefSeq names its product receptor-type tyrosine-protein phosphatase O-like. NCBI's taxonomy places the organism in Eukaryota, Metazoa, Arthropoda, Insecta, Coleoptera, Curculionidae. The transcript has 10 exons. The coding region runs from base 335 to 1285 and encodes 316 amino acids. Gene Ontology annotation, molecular function: protein tyrosine phosphatase activity. Gene Ontology annotation, biological process: protein dephosphorylation. The record is from RefSeq and is a predicted model, not a curated record.